Messenger RNA from Setaria italica (foxtail millet), 2216 nucleotides. Its product is annotated as nucleotide pyrophosphatase/phosphodiesterase. The record is from RefSeq and is a predicted model, not a curated record. The transcript is spliced from 10 exons. Bases 79 to 1956 code for a protein of 625 amino acids. Gene Ontology annotation, molecular function: acid phosphatase activity; metal ion binding. Lineage: Eukaryota; Viridiplantae; Streptophyta; Magnoliopsida; Poales; Poaceae.
AUGAUCAGUUCAUCAGCGCCCAUAAGCACACAGCUACACCACCAACUGGCCUUAGCUAGCUAAGCUACUUCGUCGUCCAUGGGGCGGAGAGGCGCGGGGACGACCGCGGCGGCGGCGGCGGCGGCGGCUCUGGCGGUGCUGCUGGCUGCCGCCGCCGCGGCAGCGGUGAGGGCGUCGCCGGCGGAAGGGUUCCAGCCGCUGUCCAAGAUCGCCGUCCACAGGACCACCGUCGAGAUGCAGCCGUCGGCGUACGUGCAGGCGACGCCAUCGCUGCUCGGCGACCAGGGAGAAGACACUGAAUGGGUGACGGUGAAGUACGGCCAGACAACGCCGUCCGUCGACGACUGGAUCGCCGUUUUCUCUCCAGCUGAUUUCAUCUCGGGCACGUGCCCUAACCCUUCGAGAUACCCUGGAGAACCGCUGCUCUGCACAGCGCCUAUCAAGUAUCAGUAUGCCAACUACUCGGCGAACUACAUCUACUGGGGCAAGGGCCACAUCCGGUUCCAGCUCAUCAACCAGCGCUACGACUUCGCCUUCGCCCUCUUCACCGGCGGCCUCGAAAACCCGAAGCUGAUCGCGGUGUCGGAGCCGAUCUCGUUCAAGAACCCCAAGGCGCCGGUGUACCCGCGCCUCGCCCAGGGCAAGACCCACGACGAGAUGGCGGUGACGUGGACUAGCGGCUACGACAUCAGCGAGGCGUACCCGUUCGUGGAGUGGGGCGCGGUCGCCAGCGGCGCCCAGCCGGCUCGCACGCCCGCCGGGACGCUCACCUUCAACCGCGGCAGCAUGUGCGGCGAGCCGGCGCGCACGGUCGGGUGGAGGGACCCCGGCUUCAUCCACACCGCGUUCAUGCGAGACCUGUGGCCCAACAAGGAGUACUACUACAAGAUCGGGCACCAGCUACAGGACGGAUCCGUGGUGUGGGGCAAGCCCUACACGUUCCGUGCUCCGCCGUCGCCGGGGCAGAACUCGCUGCAGCGCGUCAUCGUCUUCGGCGACAUGGGAAAGGCGGAGAGGGACGGAUCGAACGAGUUCGCGAACUACCAGCCGGGAUCGCUGAACACGACGGACGCGCUGGUCAGGGAUCUGGAGAACUACGACAUCGUCUUCCACAUCGGCGACCUGCCCUACGCCAACGGCUACAUCUCCCAGUGGGACCAGUUCACUGCGCAGGUCGCGCCCAUCACCGCCAAGAAGCCCUACAUGAUCGCAAGCGGUAACCAUGAGAGGGACUGGCCCAACACCGGCGGGUUCUUCGACGUCAAGGACUCCGGGGGCGAGUGCGGCGUGCUGGCCGAGACCAUGUACUACUACCCAGCAGAGAACAGAGCCAACUUCUGGUACAAGGUGGACUACGGGAUGUUCCGGUUUUGCGUCGCCGACUCGGAGCACGAUUGGCGGAAGGGCACGGAGCAGUACAAGUUCAUCAAGCACUGCCUCUCGACGGUGGACCGGAAGCACCAGCCGUGGCUCAUCUUCGCGGCACACCGCGUGCUGGGCUACUCCUCUAACAGUUGGUAUGCCAUGGAGGGCACCUUCGAGGAGCCCGAGGGCCGCGAGAGCCUGCAGAAGCUGUGGCAGAAGUACCGCGUCGACAUCGCCUUCUUCGGCCAUAUCCACAACUAUGAGCGGACUUGUCCUAUCUACCAGAGCCAGUGCAUGACCAACGAGAAGAGCCACUACUCGGGGACGAUGAACGGCACUAUCUUCGUGGUGGCUGGCGGCGGCGGCAGCCACCUGUCGGACUACACGACGGCGAUCCCCAAGUGGAGCAUCUUCCGCGACCGGGACUUCGGGUUCGUGAAGCUCACGGCGUUCAACCACUCGUCGCUGCUGUUCGAGUACAAGAAGAGCAGCGACGGCAAGGUCUACGACUCCUUCACCAUCGACAGGGACUACCGGGACGUCCUCAGCUGCGUGCACGACAGCUGCUUCCCCACCACGCUGGCCACCUAAAAAGCCAUUGCUAUGCUAACUACGAGUACGUACUAUAGUAUCGUCUUGGACUCUUGGUCUUGCAGUUGAGCCUGAUAAGAAACAUGCAUGUGUUACGUCACGAGUGAUCAAUCGGCCGUGGCACUUGGCUAGUGUAGCUUCCAUUGUUUUCGUUUAUUGGCAAUAACAUUGCUCAGUGAAUGGUCAGUAGUAUUUAGUUUUUAGUGUUAGAGAUGGCCUUCUCUGUUUUCUAUAAGAAGUAAAAGAAAUCUUUCACAAAA